AUGAGUUACCAACCGUCGGAUAUGUAUCACGACCCAGCCGCGCGUUCCCCCGGUUCUCAGCGCCAUCAGCAACCCCUGCAUCGUCAACCCUCUCGUCAAUUUGAUGCUUACGGUCCCAUGCCCGCGAAUAUCUACGAAGACCAAAUGGCUCGCUACGAAUCCGCUCGUCUCGAGCGCUUGACCCCUUCUCUGCAGAACAAUAACUCUUAUGCCUACGAUCUGUCUGGCUCUCAGACCUGGAACCCCAACGGAUUCGCUAACGCUCAGUCUCUUGGGGGCAUCCGGUCGGCCUCGGCCAGCUUGAAGCCCAGUGCCCGCGGACGGACUGGUCUGCCCACGACUUGGCUUGACCAGCAAUCAGGCUUGCCCAACGCCUUUGCCAAUCUCGGCCCAGGUCCGAUCCAGAGCAAUGCAAUGCGGCCAGACCCAUCGGCUUCCUCCGAAGGCGAUGACGAGUUGAUUCCAACCGCGAUUGUGAUCAAGAAUAUUCCCUUUGCCGUGAAGAAGGAGCAGCUGGUCCAGCUGAUGACUGAGCUGAAUCUGCCCUUGCCGUAUGCGUUCAACUAUCACUUCGACAACGGAGUGUUCCGCGGGUUGGCUUUUGCCAACUUCACGUCGGCCGAAGAAACGGCCACCGUGAUUGAGGUUCUCAAUCACUUUGAACUGCAAGGCCGCAAAUUGCGGGUGGAGUACAAGAAGAUGCUUCCAUUGCAGGAACGGGAACGGAUCGAGCGCGAGAAGCGCGAACGACGGGGGCAGUUGGAGGAGCAGCAUCGGCCCAUGGCCUCCUCGCAGCUGCAGACUCAGAGCUCCAUGUCUUCACUGACCUCUCACAUUCCGGCCACCUCUCCCUCGCCUGUCUCGCAACGCGGCCAGAAGCUGGGUAAGUCCUCGAUCAGGCACUUCCCGACACCCGACAGUGACCUGAUUGCUCAUCACUUGGAACAAGUAGAGGUGGACUUGAAUGACAGCCAGACUCUCUCGUACUAUUCUCAACUGCUUCUGUUCAAGGAAGACACGGCACGGGAUUCGGUGAUCUUUCCUCCCAACUUGACCCCUUCGCAGCGGCGCACAGUCCACACUUUGGCUCACAACAUGGGCCUGGGCCACGCUUCUCGCGGUAAUGGCGAUCAGCGCCAGGUACAGGUGUUCAAGGUGCCCGCCGGCUCCAACGUGAGCCCCCCUCUAUCGGCCAUCCCUCCUACCGCGUCUCACAGUGACAGUGGUCGUCGUGGUCUCAACCGCGCCGCGACCAUUGACUUCAGCGAGGCUCGUCAAGAAGGCGGCCAGGGCGCCUUCCACACCUUGCGUGGUCCUACUUCGAACUUCCUCGGAGUCAUGGACUCGACCGGCAACUUCGCCAAUACGCAGAACUUGCGCGCCGCCAAGUCGUUUGCGGAUCUCCGAUCCUACACACCUUCCCCGGUUCCCUCCAGCGCCAGCUUUCCCGCCGCCCUCCAAUCCAACAACGGCUCUCGCCUGCAACAGUACGAUGGCACCCCGACCGGCGCUUCCAACACCCCUACUCUCACGUCGGCCCCCGCAGGUUCUUCAUUGGGCAUGCCGCGAGAUGACAACCUGCUGGUAAACAGCCUUGGUGGCUUGUCCCUGGGCACUGGUAUUGGUGGUCCUAACGCCAGCCCUCGACGAUUGCGUGGUAUGUUUUCUUGGGAGCAGGACAAUCAGUCUUCCGCAGCCGGUCCUAUUGGUAGCAACCGUGGCAUGGGAAUGGGUUUUGACAGUACCCAGCAAGAGCGCAUGCCGAUCCGACAGCCCCGUGGCCCGACACCCGAGAAGGGCACCGGCUUCCGCCGCCCGAAUGGACAUCAGGCCCGUGGCAGUGAUGAGCUCCGCACCACUUCUGGAGUCGAGAUCAUCGUCGAGUAG
Molecule: messenger RNA, 1887 nt
Organism: Penicillium oxalicum
Lineage: Eukaryota; Fungi; Ascomycota; Eurotiomycetes; Eurotiales; Aspergillaceae
Exons: 2
Coding region: 1-1887 (628 amino acids)
Cellular component (GO): nucleus; cytoplasm
Molecular function (GO): mRNA binding
Source: RefSeq, a predicted model, not a curated record